GCCCUGCUAGGGCGUGCCGGCGGAAAGACAUGGUUGUUGUUGUUGGGUGGUGGUGAUGGUAACUGUCGGUCGGUGGCCGCCUGGUUUUGUAGGGUUGGUUGGUUGGCGGUGGUCGCACAGGCGAUUAGGAUGCGCGCUCUCUAAGUAUGUCGAGGCGGGAUUAUGGCAGCAGUGCCGGAAUGACGAAAGUGCACGCGGGAGAUGAGAUGAGAGCGUGGUUUGGAAGAAUGCGGAUAGCGGUAAACAACCAAGCAAGGAGAGAGAGAACGCAAAACCAAAGGGUAUCUCAGAAUUAUAGAAAAGAGAAAACAGAAGACAGACGGACGGGGAUGAUGAGAGUCGUCGAGGCGGCGGCGGUGGCCGGCCCUUAUAGCAGCCGCAUGCAGCAGAGAGUCACAGCAAAGAUGUCAGCCCAACACAAGCCAAGCGAACGGCGGCCCGCCCCACGCCGUGGCCUUUCCUCCCCGCUCGCGCCAAACAACCAACGAAGGAAGCAUGUUCGCGCGCCAGUCAAAGUGCUGAAACCGGUGGAUCACGGUCGUUUUGCGCUCGGCCGUGCUCCGGAGCGCCCCGUGCGAGCCGCGGAGGAGCUGCGCGCGACCAGCCACCAGCGUCCAAGUCCGCCCUUCCGCCGCCGCCGCUCCAGCUGCCGCCGUGCUACGGGACACUACACGCUUGGCUUCAGGGCCCGGGGCCAAAAAUAGGCGGGAGCGGGCGCCUGCAGCGAGCUCUAGCAGUGCAGUUGCGCGCCUGCUGCGACGCGACGACCAUGUCCAAGUGUGGAUACUAGUUUGCAUGCAUCGAAGUGUUCCAGACGGUGUUUGUCUGUCGGACCAUUUUCCCUUAGGCAGCUGAGGGCGAGGCUGUGGCAUGUCGCCAAGCCUCAUGAUCUACGGCCAGCGCACCCUCUGUCU
This is a messenger RNA of Aplosporella prunicola CBS 121167, 914 nucleotides long. RefSeq lists its product as uncharacterized. The record is from RefSeq and is a predicted model, not a curated record. Lineage: Eukaryota; Fungi; Ascomycota; Dothideomycetes; Botryosphaeriales; Aplosporellaceae. The coding region runs from base 147 to 704 and encodes 185 amino acids. The transcript has a single exon.